Andrographis paniculata is the source of this 2241-nucleotide messenger RNA. Its product is annotated as protein JOKA2-like. The record is from RefSeq and is a predicted model, not a curated record. Bases 71 to 2173 code for a protein of 700 amino acids. Gene Ontology annotation, molecular function: protein binding. Lineage: Eukaryota; Viridiplantae; Streptophyta; Magnoliopsida; Lamiales; Acanthaceae. The transcript is spliced from 7 exons.
UUCCGUGAGAGAUUUUUUACUUUUCAAUUAGAGACUCUAACCUCUGAACUCCAGCGUCUAAGAUACUGCAAUGGCCAUGGCGACUCCUUCAACUCUCGUGAUUAAGGUUAAGUAUGGAGAUGUACAGAGGCGUUUCAUUGCUGGAAUUUUGGGGGAGAAAUUGUAUUAUAGUAUGGAUGGAUUGAAGAAGAAGAUUCGGUUUCUUUUCGAUAUUUCUCCCAAUGUCGAACUGAUUUUGAGGUACACUGAUAGGGACGGCGAUGUCAUGCAUCUUGUCGACGACGAUGAUAUUUGCGAUGUGAUGAAACAGGGCCUCAACCCUCUUCGAUUAACUCUUUUGCUCGGUUCACGGAUAGCCUCAAGUGUGCCUAGUUGCUUGCCAUUGCAGGGGAUUUUCGAAAUUCUGAAAUGUAUGCCGGGGCCUCUGCGCAGAAGUCUCACUAACAACGUCGCCUCCGAUGUUUCAUCUAAUGCAUUGCCUUCGGAUGUCUCUGAAAAUAGCUUGUCGGUUUCAUCGAAGACACUGCCUUCGGAUGUCUCUGAAGAUGUCUCUGAAAAUAGCUCGUCGGUUUCAUCAAAGACAUUGCCUUCGGAUGUCUCUGAAAAUAGCUUGUCGAAUACAUCCAAGGAUCAUAACGAUGGUAACCUACAAAAUGAUAAUGUUGGCAAUGUAUCUAUCAAAAACUGGGAUUGGGACAAAUGUCGGAAGCCACGGUCUGUGAGACCCCUGAUGGUUUCCCCUGUUCUUUCGAGGAAGACAAUCCGAGCUUGUUGUCUUGCGAAUGAAAUAUCUCGCGUUGAACGAGAGACGAGUUCCUUUUGUGAUAACAAUGGAUUCGCGUCCCAAGUAAAGUCGAACGAUCACAGACUCGACAGUUUCAUCGUUGAUUCGAAUGCAAAUAUAGUCGAUAUUACAGUUACUCCGCCUUUAACUAUGUUUGCGAAGAAAUGGCGAUUGAGGAACAAUGGCACGGUCGAAUGGCCGCAGGGAACGUAUCUUUGUUGUACCAGCGGAGAGCAGCUGAGACGCAAUCCUUGCCUCGAACUUGAGAUUCCUAUAUCCGGUGUGCCAGUAGGCGAUGAUCUAGAAAUUUUUGUCGAUUUUGUCGCUCCUGAAAUGCCCGGCAAGUACAUCUCUAUUUGGACAAUGACUUCGCCGGAUAGACAGUAUUUCGGACAAGCUCUUUGGGUCAUCUUACAGGUUGAUCAUGUCGCUACGACGCUAAAUUACGAAGAAGACGACAGCUGUGACUUGAGUCUGAAACUGUCCCUUGGAAGCAGCAGCAGCUGUAUAAAUUCGAAGCCGGCAUUUGUCGAAGAUAUCAAACCUCAGACUGCAGAAAUAGAUUCGAAUCCAGAGCCAAUUGUUGAACCUCAGAUAGAAGACGAAGAAUCAACACCGGUAGAGCAUUCGAGUCCAGCGCCAAUUGUCGAUGAUACGCAACCUGAGAUCGAAGAUGAGGAGAAAAUUCCGAUAAUUAAUUUCAAUGCAGUGCCCAUUGUUGAAGAUACGGAACCUCAAACUGAAAGCGAAUACUACGAGAGCGAAGAAGAAAGCUACGAAGAGGAUGAGAGCGAAGAAGAAAGCUACGAAGAGACUGAAAGCGAAGAAGAAAGCUACGAAGAAACUGAAAGCGAAGAAGAAGAAGAAGAGAGUGCAGAGGAUACAGAUACAAUGAAUGUGGACGGGUGGACGAACUCGACAGCUUGGCGUCCGACUAUAUACGAAAACUACACUUCAUCUAUUCUACUAGGGAAUGGUGCGAACGAUCUAUGGAUUUCUGAUCUGUGUGGUCUAUCUGUCCCGGAUUCAGCAAUGCCUAUGCAUGUUUCCAAAUCUUCGAAAAGGUCUCUAAGGUCGCUUUUGUAUGGCCCUCCAGAAUCUGAAACUGAGGUUUCUGUAAAUAAGGAGGAUCCUGCCGAGGAGGAGAAGAUUGGUAUUGUGAAGAAAUUUCACGACAUGUACGUAAACGAGAAGAAAUCAGAAUGUGAAUUGGAUGAGACAAGGGACGAUGAUUUCAGUGACAGUGACGACUGGGAUCCCAUGCUAGAAGAGCUGCUGGAGAUGGGAUUUAAGGAUUCGGAGACGAACAAGAAGCUGUUGGAGAAGAACAAUGGGAGCAUAAUGAAGGUGGUUUUGGAUCUUAUUGCUGAAGAGAAUAUUGGGUUUUGACGAUCAAUCCCGUUGUCUUGUGUGGAAGAAUCCGGCGAUGUCGGCCGCCGAAAUGAGUACUCCGAUGG